Candidozyma haemuli is the source of this 2745-nucleotide messenger RNA. RefSeq lists its product as uncharacterized. The transcript has a single exon. Lineage: Eukaryota; Fungi; Ascomycota; Pichiomycetes; Serinales; Metschnikowiaceae. Bases 1 to 2745 code for a protein of 914 amino acids. The record is from RefSeq and is a predicted model, not a curated record.
AUGCUAAUACGAAGGUGGUUAUCACGUGGUGCUCUGGCUUCUGCUCUAGCCAGGCCUGGAAAGCCUUCAGGGUCUCAUAUCAAAGAGAAGCUUGCACAUUUCGUGGAGACGGGACAGAUCCAGACGUUUACGCCUGCUCAGGCAGCGGCCAAUCUACAAAGAAAGAAUCGAAGGGCGGCUGCUAGCGCUGCUAAGAAUACGCUUAGUCCUCAGAAAGCGUUGCUUUUGUUGCGGUCGAAGUAUGAUACUGGCGUUAUACGGUCCAAGGCUUCCAAAGAGGUUAUACACUUGGAUAAGAUCAAACCGAGCGAUUUGGCUGUGGAGUCGAAGAUGUCGCUUUCUAUAUUUGAAAGCCUCGCAGAGAUGAAGAGUGUAGGCCGGAAACAUGUACCGCCAAAGCUUUUGCUUCACUUAUUGGGGAUUACGCCAGAAGCGCUUUUGGACCCGUUUAAGGUGACUGAAGCUACGCUUAAGCUUUUGGAGAUUGAUCAGGCUCCUACAAGAGCCAUGGAGCUUUGCCAUUUGGCUCGUGGAAACGCUGUGGUGGCGCUGAAUGCCGUCAUUGAAUGGUGUAUGGACCAUGGCAAGAUUAAAUGGGGCCAGAAGGCUCUUCACGACCGCAAACGGUGGAUGAUUCCUACUAAUGACCAAACUUACGUUCUUUACUAUAAAGGGUUGGCAGAUAAUCACGAAUGGGGUGCUUUGCUGCGUAGUGCUGUGGUGGAUGCCUUGUCUACGUAUGAUCGUAUUAAACGGCCGCUGGUUGAAGUGUUUAAUGCUUUUUUGCUGUUUGCGAUGAAGAACUAUACGAAUAAUCAGCGUCUAGCAAUGGAGUUUUUCGAACGUGCUGAAACUGCAAAGACAUUUGUGCCUGAUUGUCAAACGUUUACUAUCUUUCUCAAUGGCAGGAAGCGUUAUAUUCAAGACCAAGUGGCUCAAAUUAAAGAUGCCCCUAAUAUCUCUGCUACAGAGAGAACAAGACAGCUUUUUGCAGCCCAGGCUGAGUUGGUAGAGACCGCCACCAAUGUGUAUAAGAAGGUGAUGGCUCUGGCAAUGCCCCCUGUGCCUCCUACUAAAGAAGAAGCAGAAGCUGAUCCAGGCAAGUUGGAACAUUAUAGAAAGCAGACAUCCCGUCUUCUUAUGGAUAUAGAUCCAGUUUUUGCAUCGACUUUCUUGCAAUGUUUCGUCAACAACUUUUCGGGUACUUCUGUCACUCCUCGUUCUGGUUCCCACUACGAGUACAUGCUCCAGGGCCUCGAGUACCUCAAGAUGUGGUGCCCUGAAGUUGAGUCAAUGUUGCAUUUUGCUAAGGAGAACGAUGAAAGCAAGGUUCUUGCGCCUUCAGCUGAUAUCAAGAGACGUACUGAGGAGAGAAUCCAGGAAGCUGAAGUGCCCGAAACUGAUCUUCCUCUGACCCAUGUCAAGGAGCUUCUGCUUGACGAGGUUAACCCAUUGGUUGUAUUCCCACCGCCAGCAUUCUCCACAAACAAGACUAGAGCCAUUUUCUCAGACAAGAAGAAGAGAUUGGUGGACUUCUCGAGACCAAGGUUCUCUGACAUCAACAAACUCGUUCAGCACCAAAACUAUAUCAACUCGGACGGCAAGUUUGGAGUAAAGCUUCCAUCGCUGAAGCUGAUUUCCCUUGAAAAAGGCUUGGGAAUCAACGCUUUCUUGCUCUCCAACGCUGUGGACUCCAUCUUGAAGGUCGGUGCAGUUAAGGAAUUCUACUUGGCCAUGUGGUAUAUUUUGACGAACUGGGGUGGCAUCUAUGUCAGUAGAACUGAUUUGCGUAAACAUGUUGCCGAAGAUUUGACAUGUGGAGCACUCCCCAAGUCUCAGUAUCCUGACUUGACCAGGGCAAGAAACGAUAAAGGCAAGUUUGUGGUAAAGGAAUGUCUUGUGGGCGAGAGAGGUGCAACUGAAGAUGGUGGAGAGUUCAGUAAGCUUUCUUUAAGUGAAAAGAUGGACUUGACGCCUCCUCAUCAACCAAGCAUUGUUGACACUAUGCUUUUGGAGAACUUCAUUUACAAAAUCGAUGACAGUUUCCCUAAGCGUUAUGUUCCCGCUAGGUUCAUUACUGAGCUUCUAGCAGCUGUGCUUUCGCCAACCUCGAACCUCUCCAAGAGCCUCCAGCCUCGUGAGAAGACGUUCGAUGCUGUUUUCUCUGUGCUCAAGAGAGAAGUCUACUUCUACAACGAUAAGAAUUUGCAUAAAGGUGCUGUGGACAAGCGCAGAAAGAAGCUCCGUAAUAACACCCCCAAGAAGUCUUUGACAGCGGAGCAGCUUUUUGAUGUGCUUGACCCACUCAGUGUGCUUAUGAGAUGUAUAAUGGUUCACGAAGCCAGACUCUACGGUUUGGAUAAAAAGAGACAAGCGCUUAUGCUGAACAAGUUCGUGGAGUCCUACGACAACCUCAUCAACCACAUCAACUCCACGACAUGGAUAGAUGCUCCAGAUAACCAUAAAAACGCUUUCGAAGUGCACAAGAAGAUUAUUGGCUCGGGUAUCUUGUUCUACACGCCAAAGGAACUCUGUGAUCCCAGCAAGAACAUUGCCAAUGCCAGAGAAGUCGCCAAGUCUGUGUAUUUCGUGUAUGGAGCGUUGAAGGACCGAGACGAUCUCGACGAUAAGCUGAAGAAGUUGAUGCUUGCAUUGAAGUCCUUCAUUCAGUUGGAGUCCAAGCUGGUUGAUGUGGAAGAAAAACUUAGAGCUCUCCAGUGGAGAGUCUACAACGCCUGUAAAUAG